Dermacentor albipictus is the source of this 387-nucleotide messenger RNA. The record is from RefSeq and is a predicted model, not a curated record. NCBI's taxonomy places the organism in Eukaryota, Metazoa, Arthropoda, Arachnida, Ixodida, Ixodidae.
AUGAAAAAGAACCUGAUGGAAAAGGAGCUGGUGCUGACAAAUUUCAACUGGAAGAAAGCCGAAGAGAAAAUUCCUAAGCGCACCUCCACAUGGCUAGACGAGGUUCCCGUUCGGCUGAUUAAUGAACUAGGGCCAAAAAUCACGACAUUUGGAGCAUUCCCACCCGUUUGUUCACUAAUACUCUACUUCUUGUAUGUAUUUUGCAUACAACAACAACAACAACAACAACAACAACAACAACAACAACAACAACAACAACAACAACAACAACAACAACAACAACAACAACAACAACAACAACAACAACAACAACAACAACAACAACAACAACAAACGACGACGACGACAAGCUCAGACAUAUUUGUGGCGUGGCACUCUCCAUGUUGA